Pygocentrus nattereri (red-bellied piranha) is the source of this 2113-nucleotide messenger RNA. It is a transcript of the gene ch25hl2, whose product is annotated as cholesterol 25-hydroxylase like 2. Lineage: Eukaryota; Metazoa; Chordata; Actinopteri; Characiformes; Serrasalmidae. Gene Ontology annotation, molecular function: iron ion binding; steroid hydroxylase activity; C-4 methylsterol oxidase activity. The coding region runs from base 185 to 1096 and encodes 303 amino acids. The transcript has a single exon. Gene Ontology annotation, biological process: sterol biosynthetic process; cholesterol metabolic process. The record is from RefSeq and is a predicted model, not a curated record.
CAUUAGCCGUUUAGUCCUGCCUCGUUUGGCUUCUCAGACUGCAGAUUAUCUCCCAUUUACAAAAACCGCUCAAACCCUCAAAAGACUUUGACGCAAGCCAUCCUCAGGCAACCAGCAGGAUCCAGGCGAAGACACGCUCCGAGCUGUGGGUUCAUCUAUCUCCCUCGCCCUCUCUGCUUGCAGGAUGAGUGUGGAGAGACUUGGUAUGGCUCUCUCCAGCGUCUGGGACGACGGGAACGCGACGUGGCUGCUGCCCGAGCGUUCCGUUCUUCAGCCGGCGUGGGACUAUCUCCGGCAGAACCACGAAAGCACCCUCCGUUCGCCUCUGUUCCCCGUUCUCCUGUCUGUCUCUACCUAUCUGCUGCUGAUCCUGUUCUACACCAUGCUGGACUUGCUAGCUCCCACCUGGCCCAUCAUCCGCCGCUACCAGAUCCACCCUGACCACACCGUGACCUGGUCCAGCAUCGGCAACACUCUGGCCCUCACCACCUACAACCACCUGCUCUACAUCUUCCCAGCAGCUGUGGGGCAGUGGCUCUGGCGCCCCCCGGUGCCUCUCCCCAGCGAAGCACCCUCGCUAGCCGCCUUUCUGCUCGGGAUAGUCGGAUGCACGGUGAUUUUUGACUUUCAGUAUUACCUGUGGCACCUCUUGCACCACCGUGUGAGCUGGCUGUACAGUACCUUCCACGCAAUCCACCACCAGUACAGGCAACCGUUCAGCCUGGUGACGGAGUACCUCUCAGGCUGGGAGCUGUUCAGCGUGGGUUUCUGGACCACAGUGGAUCCGGUGCUGCUACAAUGCCACUGCUUGACCGGCUGGGCCUUUAUGAUCUUCAACGUGUGGGUCUCUACGGAGGAUCACUGCGGCUACGAUUUCCCCUGGGCCAUGCACCGCCUGGUGCCCUUCGGCCUCUGGGGUGGCGUCCUGCGCCACGACAUCCACCACCUACACCCCGGCACCAACUUCGCACCGUUCUUCACGCACUGGGACUGGCUGGCCGGGACUGCCUGCGCUCCCUCCGCAAAACUCCGUGAAAACGAGAGCGACGAAAACAACACGAAAGCCAACGGACGGAAAGCAGACAAAGGGGCUUGAGAGACCAUCCGUCAAGAGACGAUAUAGCUCCUCCACUGCCGUUCACAAGUUUGGACUCACUGCUCAGAUGCUUGGAAUCAAUGUUCUCAAUAAUAUGAAAGAAAUUCUGUUGCUGAAAAAUGUCAAAUUAGUCUGAAACGCUAGUCCUGUGCAACUUUAUACUUUUGAACUCAGCUGUAGGAUAGAAAGCUGUAAAAUAACAAAACCAUCUUCAGACAGAGGAACAGAGCUGGGGAUUGAUCUAAAAUUAGACUGCUGUAGAGCAUCCAGAACCAAGUUCUGACUCUUAUUGUUUUCAUAUACAGAUUUGAUCACCAACAAGUGGUCAAACAUCUAAGUGGCUCUAAACUCGGCGAGAAAUGAUUGUAAGUAGAAGAUCACAGCAGGUAAUGAUGCAGAUACGUCUGAGUAGCUUUCGGUGUCUAGUUUAAAAGACUCAGAUCUACAUCGUCUAAGCUUCAUUGUGUAUGAAAUAACAAAACCUAUUAACAUGGCAAGUGAUUCCAAACUUUUAAACGGUGCAGCUCCACCCUUCACACCCUCUCCUCUCCAUCUCUGGCCACAUCGGUUUUUCUGUCCUCGGUUUUUUUUUUUUUGUUUGUUCGUUUCCAAGAAUGUGAAUCAGCCUUUAUUAUUUAUUCCUCCUUCAUUCAUUUUGCUGUUAUUUUUUUACUCAAAGUCACGAAAGAUUUCUUACUAACUCCACCGAGUAGUGAAGCUGAGCUAUUCGACUGGAAGCUUUGAGUCGUGCUGUUAGUUGACUGGAUUGUAUAAGGCAUUUUAUUCUUGUGAAGCAUAUAUAUUUUUCUAGAGCCUUUCUACUGUCGGUGAAUGUGUGGGCAUUUCGGAGGCUGUCUCAGGUUAGUAGCUUUGGCCUUUUGUGUGAUCCCAGAGUGCUGCGGGUCUCCUGACCCAGAAGACGUGAAGAUGUUUUGCUAUUGUUAGCUGGUACUGCCACUUACAGGGUACAUUUUUUCACUAAAGAUUGUCCAAUAAAAUGCUGCGCUUGAGUCUCGU